AUGUCCUACGACGAGCGCGCCAACGCGCGCCCCAACCUGGGCGACGAGUCCGAUGUCGAGGAGGAAGCGCUGGUCAACGACUACCGUGAGCAGGUCAACUUUGACGAUGGCAUGAGUGACCUGGAGAGGACAACAUCGCUUGGAGGUGCAUCUCAAACGCAAGAUCUUCAGGCACAGCUCGCUGCCGCUGCGACCCCGCUUGAAUACCAGGCUACGUUGGAGACCAAGUUCGCAAGCUACGACAACUACUGCAACCUUUUCCACUAUAUCUUGAACUCGGAAGGUCCCGUUGAGCUCGAGGUUCCCUCUUACUACUGGGCCUGGGAUGUGAUUGAUGAGUUCAUCUACCAAUUCGAGUCGUUCUGCCGCUACCGCAACCGUGUCGCUCGCAGCGGAUCCAACGAAGAAGAAGCACAGCUGCUCCGUGAAAACCCCAACACAUGGGGAUGCUACUCCGUGCUCAAUGUUCUCUACUCUCUCAUCCAGAGAUCGCAGAUCAACGAGCAGCUGGCUGCCAUCAAGCGUGGUGAGGACCCGUUGGCUUUUGCCGGAGAGUACGGCUCUCGCCCUCUUUACAAGAUGCUGGGCUACUUCUCCAUCAUUGGACUCCUCCGUGUCCACUGCUUGCUCGGUGACUUCAGCCUUGCCCUCAAGACCCUUGAUGACAUUGAGAUGAACAAGAAGGCCAUGUUUGCCCGUGUCAUGGCAGCUCACUUCACCACAUACUACUACGUGGGUUUCUCCUACAUGAUGAUGCGCCGCUAUGGCGAUGCCAUCCGCAUGUUCAGCCACAUCCUGGUCUACGUCUCCCGGACAAAGAACUUCCAGAAGGGUGGUAACAGCUACGAUGCUAUUGCCAAGAAGAACGACCAGAUGUACGCUUUGAUCGCCAUCUGUGUUGCUCUCCACCCCACCCGUCUCGACGACACCAUCCACUCCGCUCUCCGCGAGAAGUAUGGUGAGCAGCUCCACCGCCUCCAGCGUGGUGGCCCCGAGGCCCUCCCUCUGUUCGAAGAGCUCUUCCGCUCUGCUUGCCCCAAGUUCAUCAGCCCCACCCCACCUGACUUUGACAACCCAUCUGUCAACGUCGACCCCGUUGACCACCACACCGCUAUCUUCAUGGACGAAGUCAAGAACACCCUGUACAACCCCACCAUUCGGUCGUACCUCAAGCUUUACACCACCAUGGACCUCAAGAAGCUUGCCGGUUUCCUCGAGGUCCAGCCGGAGCAGCUCCGUUCUUGGUUGUUGGUCAACAAGCAGCGCAGCCGCCAGGUCCGCUGGGUCGAGGGUGGUCUGCUCGAGGGCGAGCCUGUCAGCGCCAACGACUUAGACUAUGCUUUGGAGAAGGAUCUCAUCCACGUUAGUGAGACCAAGGCUGGACGACGCCUGGUGGACUGGUACCUGCGCAACCUUGCCCGUGUCUACUAA
Aspergillus wentii DTO 134E9 is the source of this 1431-nucleotide messenger RNA. RefSeq names its product putative eukaryotic translation initiation factor 3 subunit EifCl. NCBI's taxonomy places the organism in Eukaryota, Fungi, Ascomycota, Eurotiomycetes, Eurotiales, Aspergillaceae. The transcript has 2 exons. Gene Ontology annotation, cellular component: cytoplasm; eukaryotic translation initiation factor 3 complex. Gene Ontology annotation, biological process: translational initiation. The record is from RefSeq and is a predicted model, not a curated record. The coding region runs from base 1 to 1431 and encodes 476 amino acids. Gene Ontology annotation, molecular function: translation initiation factor activity.